This is a messenger RNA of Caenorhabditis angaria, 1225 nucleotides long. Lineage: Eukaryota; Metazoa; Nematoda; Chromadorea; Rhabditida; Rhabditidae. The record is from the annotation of a GenBank genome assembly.
AUGCCAAGAAAAUCGAGAAAACGAAAAAUAGCUGGAGAUAAGGUUUGUUUUGAAUUCGAAUUUUAAAAAAGAUCCGAAGAAUAUUUUUUUCAGAGUUCCUGCCAAGAAAAUGAUAUUUCGUGGUUUGAUUUACCAUUGGAGAUGCGAGAAGUGGUAAUUGAUGGAAUGGAUGUGAAAACAAAAUGCAAAUUCUUGCAAUGUUCGAAAAAAUGUGAAGAUGAAGUGAAAGAAUCGAAGAAUUUUCUAACAUCUAUCAAAAUAAACAAUUCAAAUCAUCCAGAAAUUCAUAUCGGACUUGGAAAAUUGCGUUGUUUUCAUUAUUGCUUGGAAUUUAUCGAUAUUUUAAGUUUAUCGCAACCUCAAAUAAUCGUUGUUUAUAAAACGUAAGAUUUUUUCGCCAAUUUUUUCUGAUAAAAAUUCUGUUUUCAGUGUUAAUCGUUUGUCUUAUUUCAGUAAAGAGGAUCGAAAUGAUAAAAAAGAAAUAAAAUGGAUGAAGAUUGAAAAUGGAAGAGCAGAAGAGGUCAGAUUGAAAUAUCUGACAGAAUUCGUUGAAAAAUAUUGGAAAACAAUUAGAAGAUUCGAAAUUGAUGUAAGAAUUGAAAGCUAAAAAUAUGUAAAUUGCAAUUAAAUGUUUCUAGGACGACAAAUUCAUUGAUUCGAAAUUCGUUAUGAAACAAUUGCGAAAUCUGGAAUAUAUCGAAAGUUAUUCGGAAGAUAUUCGAGAAAAAGGAUUGAUGGAUUUAGAACAAAUCAAGAAAAUCGAUUUUUGUAUUUUGCAAGAAACCGAAUUCACAUUUGAAGAAGUGCUGCAAUUUCAAGGAUCUUUGUAUCAAAUCAAAUCCGAUGAUUUUGAUGAAGAAAAUAUUGGGAGAUAUCUGAUGAUGUUGAAAAAUGGAGAAAUUCAUCGAAAUCUGGAAAAUCUUAGUGUCGAUUCAAUUACUUAUGAUAAUUAUUAUGUGGAUUGCAAAAGAAUCGCAAAACUUGUCGAUGGAUUUAAUUACAGUGAUAAUGAUGUUGAUUUGUGGGUUUUGCUUUUUGAAAAAAAAAACAACUAAAAAAUUGCAUUUUUACUUUUUACAGCACUCACUUUCGAUUUCUCCUAAAUUAUGAGAGAAAAUCAAAAUGUUAUUGUUGUUUUCUAUAUUCAAAAUGUGGUUUCAAUGUUAAAAUCGAAGAUUAUAAUUAUGACCAAGUUAUCGCAAAUCGUCGGCCUUUAAUUGAUUGA